AUGUUGGACAAGGUCGACUCGAGUUCUCUCACGUCCCUUUCCAACAUCAACCAGUACCCCAACUGGGCUGCGCAGAUGAAGUGCUAUCUCAUCAUGAUUGGUUCCUGGAGCAUCACCAACUCAACACCAACUACUCCCAGUGAUGCUGAAGCACUUAAGGAGCACAACCUUAAGAUUCAGAGGGCCCAGAGUAUUAUAAUGAUGAAGUUCCUCAAUAUUUUAGGGCGCACCGCCCAGCUUGGGGUGUAUAUAGCUGAGGCCACCGACCAGGAAUGGUCCCCGCGUAGGGCGUUGUCUUACGUGACGGAGAACCUCGAGAUGGAGGGCGUACACACUCUGGCGACGUGGCUUCAUAACCACGCGCUGGAUCCAGAGGCAAGUACGCCCGAAUGGGCGUCGCGGAUGCUAGAGUCGUAUCCGACUCGCCGCGCCAGGAUAGUGGAGGAGAGCACUACUGAACAGCAGUCGGAGCAACAAUUGCAACCACCACCACCUGAACCCGCGAACCAACAAUAUGCGCAACCGUCGGUUGCAGAGGUCGCGGACGAGUCACCGUCCUGA
Messenger RNA from Dichomitus squalens LYAD-421 SS1, 561 nucleotides. RefSeq lists its product as uncharacterized. The transcript has 2 exons. Bases 1 to 561 code for a protein of 186 amino acids. NCBI's taxonomy places the organism in Eukaryota, Fungi, Basidiomycota, Agaricomycetes, Polyporales, Polyporaceae. The record is from RefSeq and is a predicted model, not a curated record.